GGGAGGUGGCUGGUGUGUUCGGGAAUAUGCAAAAAGCAUAAGAUGUUAUUGGCAUGCUUGUGGAAAGUGGCAUCCUUCAAUUGAUAUUUUCUCCGGUCUAACAGAGAGUCUGAGGGUAGGACCCAUUUAUUGAAGCCUCAAGAGCAGGUAGCAGUUCAGGGUGAGGAGCAGCAGAGGCAGCAGGAUGGAUGCCUGUAUACCGCCUGGGCUGUGUGCCCUCUACAAAGCAUGCAGUAGGCUGUAUGCUGACCAGCUCAAUCCUCUGCAAGUCACAGCUGUGGUCAAGUACUGGCUGGGCGGACCUGACCCACUGGACUACAUCAGCAUGUACCGCAGCGACGGCGGUCCGGACGACAACGUGCCGCCACACUGGCACUACGUCAGCUUCGGCCUGUCGGACCUGCAUGGCGACGGCCGCGUGCACGAGCUGAGCGGGCCGGACACGCCCAGCGGCCUGGGGCUGGAGCUGACUUUCCGCCUGCGCCGCGAGCCCGGCGACCAGACGCCGCCCACCUGGCCCGCCGCCAUGAUGCAGGCGCUCGCCAAAUACGUCCUGCAGUCAGGCAACCUGCUGGUGAGCGGCGACCACGUGUCGUAUCACGUGGCGCUGGACGGCGGGGAGUCGCGGCUGCAGCACAUCCUGCUGGCGGCCGACCCGGAGCUGGGCCAGGUCGACACGCCGUUCGGGCCCGUCUCGUUCGUGCAGAUCGUUGGCAUCACGACCGAAGAGUUGGAGGCCGUCCAGCACUGGAACGGCGCCGGGCUCGUGGACAUCAUGAAACGCUGCCGCGGCGCCGGCGGCCCGCUGCUGGUGACGGACAUGCGGCGCGGCGAGUCCAUCUUCGAGCUGGACCCGGCCGUGCAGGAGGAGGUGGACUGCGGCAUCGACGUCCAGGGCAGCAACUUGUCGGGCGUGUCGGCGUGGGUGACCUGGGCGCGCCGCGACCCGGCGGCGGCGGCCGCCGCCGCGCCGCACCAGGUCAGCGCCGCCCAGCGUCAGCAGAUCCGCGACACGCUACAGCGCGGCCUGAUGCAGGUCAACAGCGGCGGCGGCCGUGCUGCCCAGCCGCUCGAGGCCAUGUACCGGCGCUCCUCCAACGAGAGCAGCUCCAGUAGCGAGGCGCAGGAGGGCCCCGACGUGCCCGCCUCCGACCGACUGGACAAGCUGGACAGCCUGCACCUCACCUUCAACCUCGAGUCGGGUCUGAUGCUGCCGCUGGCGCUACGGGGCCGCCUGAAGCACGGCCGACACUUCACGUUCAAGUCCAUGGCGGGCGACUGCGCUGUCACGCUGGUGGCGCCCUCCGUCCAGGGCUCGGUGUGUACGGAAGCUCAGCCUUACGUGGCGCGCGGCAGAUGGCUCCAAGUGCGCCUGCCGCCGACGCUGGUUGACCGGAUGCUGUGCGACCUGAACGUGUUGUCCGUCCCAGACCAGGUGGUACUGCCGCACACCUUCGUCUGGGACGACCAGAGUCUGGCAGUCACCAUCGUCUCGGACCCGGUGUGACGGGUGCCCGGCCGGGGCUGCCGGC
This is a messenger RNA of Pollicipes pollicipes, 1532 nucleotides long. Its product is annotated as suppressor of fused homolog. Gene Ontology annotation, cellular component: cytoplasm; nucleus. Gene Ontology annotation, molecular function: transcription factor binding. The transcript has 9 exons. The record is from RefSeq and is a predicted model, not a curated record. The coding region runs from base 185 to 1507 and encodes 440 amino acids. Lineage: Eukaryota; Metazoa; Arthropoda; Thecostraca; Pollicipedomorpha; Pollicipedidae.